UUUUUACUACAGUUUUUAAGCCUAUAUCCUGGGUACUUGUAUAAUCUCCAUACUUCAUCGUCCUACUGAAUAAGAAAUUCAAGAUUACACAAAGAAAGUUUUAGUUCUGGAUUUUAUUACUUAUUGUCUGUUAUGAACUGAACUUCAAAGCUUUUUAUUAAACAAAAGUCAAAUGGAUUUUCGAAAGGUGCCAUCAUGCACUGAAGUGAGCUUGUGGAGUCCUGAUGCUCUUAUUGAUUAUUUUAGAAGGUGCAACCUUAAGGAUUGUGAGAAGUUGGUUAAAAAGCAAGGAAUUGAUGGAAAAAGGUUUUUGGAUAUGUCUGAAAAUGACAUGCAGAAAUUCCCCAAAACAACAGUACCAAUGUUAAUAAGAAUUCAACAAGAAAUGAUUAAAAGGGAAGAAAAAAAAGGAUUUUUUCCAUUAAGGUCAGAAACACAGAAAGGAUACCCGACAGGAAAAUUGCACGUACCUUUUCAACCAUCAAGUCAUGACACAUGCCAGUCUGAAAACUGGGAUGGAACAGACUCUGACUCAUUUGAUGAUGAUGACUAUGAGGAUCCAGAUGAGCCAGAGAAAAAUGCAGACUAUGAAUCCCCAGCUCCAGAAGAUGAAGACAGUGAAAACAGUGAUGGUUAUGAACCACCUCCAACUAAUAAUGAUAUUCUACCAAUUAGCACUCCAAAAAAUACUUCUUCCAACCAAGAUUACAUUGACAGGCCAGUCCCAAGUGAUUCUGUAAGAUAUCCUCCAAAUCCUCCUACAAGAACUGGAGUGUCCACUUUUACAUCACAUGGCAACACUUUCCCAGGAUUCCAGUCUUCGAGUCAAGAUGGUCCUAAGCUCAAAAAGUCAACAAAAUCACUAGCUCCAAGUGUAGACAGAACAACCAAGCCAAGUAUUCAAGCAAAUGCUGGUAAAUUGUCUUCCACUUCAGGAAAAAAUCUCUCAAGCAAAGCAAAGGCUGUCACACUUCCUGCAACGAUAAGACCUCAUGGAAAUCCAGAACCUUUGAGGAAACCUGCCCUGCCAAGUCAGUCCUCAGCCACAAAGUCCAGCUAUCCAAGUCAUAUUCCAGAUAGUGAAGACAUUCUUUUGCCAGAAGAAAAUGUUCCCAGAAGAUUGUAUACUCCUCACCAGUCAAACACAUUUCCUUCAAGAUCACCAAAACCCUCGAUCAGAAAUAUGGGAUCAAACACUCUACAUACUACAGAUAUCUCCCAAACAGCUGGACCAUUACAAAUGCAUGGAGGCCUCCCAUAUUCUUCUUAUAAGCCAGAUAACCAGUUUUCAGACAUAUUACCUAAUGGUAGACAACCAGUGCCAAAUCCUAUCAUUAAUACCUCAACAUCUGGAAAUGAAGGUAUUUAUUCAGAACAGUGGUAUUUGGGUAAUAUAUCAAGAAAGGAUGCCGAAAAUGCUUUACGAUCUAUCAAUAAGGAUGGCACAUUCUUGGUGAGAAAUUGUUCCCAAUCAACGACGUCCCAACCAUAUGUUCUCAUGGUGUUAUAUAAAAAUAAAGUCUAUAAUGUACGGAUUCGUUUUCACCAGAAAAAUCAAGUAUACCUUUUGGGAUCAGGAGGGCAUGAGACAUUUGACUCUGUGUCUGAAAUAAUUGACUACUUCCGGAAAACUCCUCUUCUUCUUAUUGAUGGAAAAGACCGCGGUUCAAGACAACACUGCAAGCUUACAUAUAUUCCUGACAGAAGUUUUAACUAAUUACGUUAAUUUUUUAAAGGAGUUUUCUGGGACUUAGAUAUUGAUGACCUAUCUUCAGGACAGAUUAUCAAUAUCAGAUAUUGGGAGGCCGUCCGCUGGCAUCACCCCCAAUCAAUUUCAGCAGCUACAAUUGUGGAAACAAUAAUAGAGGAUGGAACUGAAAACAGGAGGCUUUGUCCAGGGUCCCAUGCUACAGUUCAGCUCCCAUUCUCUUGAAUUAGAACUGAGCUGCAGGACCCCGGGCACGGCCACUACACAGUAGACUGAUCUUUCUGUUUUUGUCCCGAUACACUAUAUAGUUUCUGGUGCUGGUGGCUGCCUGGUGGAUGUCAGUAACCCACGAUCUGUUAUCCUGAGGAAGGGUCAUAAAUGUCUAAAUCCUGGAACACCCCUUUAAGCCAUGUUGUUUCACUUUUGUUAGCUGCACU
Molecule: messenger RNA, 2145 nt
Organism: Bufo bufo (common toad)
Lineage: Eukaryota; Metazoa; Chordata; Amphibia; Anura; Bufonidae
Gene: LCP2
Product: lymphocyte cytosolic protein 2
Exons: 21
Coding region: 173-1717 (514 amino acids)
Biological process (GO): cell surface receptor protein tyrosine kinase signaling pathway; intracellular signal transduction
Molecular function (GO): protein binding
Source: RefSeq, a predicted model, not a curated record